AUGUCAGAUCCUUAUGUUUGGCCUAAUGGAUGGCAAUUUGUGGAGCAAUAUGUCAACAUACAACAACAGGAACUAGAAGAGAUAGCCAUGGUGCAGCAGGUUGUUGAAGAAUUGGAAAAGCUCGAGCCUCCAAGAGUAUGUCAACGUACAUUCAUUAGGCGGGAUCGUGCAAAAGCACACAACGAUCUUGUUAUGAAGUAUUUUGCACCAGAUUGUAUCUUCCCACCACGCAUGUUUCAUCGCAGGUUUCGAAUGAGGAGAGAGUUGCUUCAUAAUAUCAUAAUUGACUUAGAAGAGAGUCAACCUUAUUUCAGAUUGAAAUAUGAUUGUGUGGGGAGGCCUGGUUUCUCAUCAAUACAGAAGAUGACAGCUGCAUUACGAGUUCUUGCUUAUGGCAGUCCUAUCGAUCGGGAGGAUGAUGCUCUUAUGAUUGCACAAAUUACUGCGAUAGAUACAUACUUACAAGCACCUAAUGAAGCGGACCUCGCCCGGCUAUUAGCUGAAAAUGAGGCUCGUGGUUUUCCCGAUAUGAUCGGUUCUCUAGAUUGCAUGCAUUGGGAGUGGCAUAAUUGUCCAACUGCUUGGCAUGGUCAGUUCGUCGGCCACACGGGAAGGCUGACAUUGAUUCUUGAGGCUGUUGCGUCUAUGAACCUGUGGAUUUGGCAUGCAUUCUUUGGUAUGGCGGGGACAUACAAUGACAUCUCUGUGCUCGACCACUCACCACUAUUUGAUAGGUUCAUUCAAUGUCAAACCCCACAAACUCCUUACAAGGCAAUCAAGCAUCCUCGAACAGAAAAAGAGAAACAUUUUGCAAGGAAACAGGAGGCCGCACGAAAGGAUGUCGAGAGAGCUUUUGGGGUUUUGCAAGCCAAAUGGGCAAUAACACAAGGUCCAGUGAGAUUUUGGGAUACAGAAACCAUAAAGAACAUUAUGCAAUGCUACAUCAUAUUGCAUAAUAUGAUAAUAGAGGAUGAGCGACACCUUGGAAUAGAACCGUGGCAACCACUUGGUAGGGACAGUAUUCCAGAUAAUUUGCUUCACCAUAAUGAGGAAUGGUUGGGAACUUACAUCCAUUCACGUAUGCAACAGGUUAGGGAUAAGUCAAUUAACGGUAUGCUAAGGCGUGACUUAAUGGACCAUUUGUGGACGAAUUUCGGGGGAGAGAGUAGCCAUUCGUAG
This is a messenger RNA of Tripterygium wilfordii, 1179 nucleotides long. RefSeq lists its product as uncharacterized. The transcript has 3 exons. The record is from RefSeq and is a predicted model, not a curated record. NCBI's taxonomy places the organism in Eukaryota, Viridiplantae, Streptophyta, Magnoliopsida, Celastrales, Celastraceae. The coding region runs from base 1 to 1179 and encodes 392 amino acids.